This is a messenger RNA of Leptinotarsa decemlineata (Colorado potato beetle), 538 nucleotides long. RefSeq lists its product as uncharacterized. The record is from RefSeq and is a predicted model, not a curated record. NCBI's taxonomy places the organism in Eukaryota, Metazoa, Arthropoda, Insecta, Coleoptera, Chrysomelidae.
UCUCGAAGACAUCUGCUUGAUGACAACUGGAAUGUCUUCAGUUCGUACGCUAAACGUGUUCGAGUCGAUGCAUUGAGAAUUUGGAAUUUCUGCGGGUUGAGAUUUGAGAGGAUUUACGUGCAUGAAAAGUUGAAUGUCGAAAAUGUUCUGGCUCACAUUACUGAUAGUGGCUCCUUGCAUUGCAAUAAGUGAUGGUAGAACAUUGACUUGUACGUGCUGGGACGGAUACAGAGCUGAAUAUCACCAGAACGGUGCCCAAUGCGUUGCUACAGACCAGUUCCAUAUCAUGCCUUGCAAUAUGGCCGUCGCGCCAAAAUGUAAAUGUUCUGGACGUGUUAGCAGUAUUCUGAAAGAUCGAACAGGUACUUGGUGCACUAGGUACAGGAAAGGAGAAGAGCUGAAGCGGUGGCCUUGUGAAAAUGUGAAAGAAUGGGACGAAUUUUUCCGAAGACAUCCAGACUUUUUUUGAAACUGCUUAUACAUUCACCAAUUAUUAUUCGAUAUUUAUUUUUAAUGUAAAUUUGGUUAUUAUUAUUAU